GAAAGGGCUUGUUGUCAAUAAUUACUCCAGGACAACAGAUGGAAAAUGGCACUGUCCUGGACAAACUGGGAUGUAUGAUCAACUCAUAAAAAGUGUACAGAGUACGAGGGGGAGUGUGGACAUUUUAAACUGUGUUUUACAAAAGUACCUGUGUGUGGUGAACUGGCGAUCAAAAUAACUCAUUCUUUACCACAGGUAGUUUAAGAGCCGUCUUGAACGAAGAACGGUAAACCAGAGACAUGAGACACGGAACUUAAUGAAUACGCGUUUUUUUUUUGCGUAUCCGGAACUUACUGGAGUUGCACAACCCACCCUUCGAGAGUUCAUCCACCAAUCCAAAGUGGGAGCGUGCGAGUUUGAGCCUGUGGGAGAGGUCUGGGCGGGCCUCGGCCUUGAAGAGUGGAGCUUUGCGUCACUCAAUCCUGGGGGCGGACCUAGCGCAGCCUCACACCCUCGGCGCUCUGGCCCACACAGAUACGACUCUGUGGCAUCUCGGGUUCCCUCUGGCUGCGCUCUGGAGGACUACACUCGUUUUCUUUUUGGUUGUGAGGCCCCGCAGCCUCAGCUGAGCUGGAAGAAAGAUGGCGGCAGCCGUGCGACAAGAUUUGGCCCAGCUCAUGAAUUCGAGCGGCUCUCAUAAAGAUCUGGCGGGCAAGUAUCGUCAGAUCCUGGAAAAAGCCAUUCAGUUAUCUGGGGCAGAACAACUAGAAGCUUUGAAAGCUUUUGUGGAAGCAAUGGUAAAUGAAAAUGUCAGCCUCGUGAUCUCUCGACAGUUGCUGACUGAUUUCUGCACACAUCUCCCUAAUUUGCCUGAUAGCACAGCCAAAGAAAUCUAUCAUUUCACCUUGGAAAAGAUCCAGCCUAGAGUCAUUUCAUUUGAGGAGCAGGUUGCUUCCAUAAGACAGCAUCUUGCAUCCAUAUAUGAGAAAGAAGAAGAUUGGAGAAAUGCAGCUCAAGUGUUGGUGGGAAUUCCUUUGGAAACAGGACAAAAACAGUACAAUGUGGAUUAUAAACUGGAGACAUACCUGAAGAUUGCUAGGCUAUAUCUAGAGGAUGAUGAUCCAGUUCAGGCAGAGGCUUAUAUAAAUCGAGCGUCAUUGCUUCAGAAUGAAUCAACCAACGAACAGUUACAGAUACAUUAUAAGGUAUGCUAUGCACGUGUUCUUGAUUACAGAAGAAAAUUCAUUGAAGCUGCACAAAGGUACAAUGAGCUCUCUUACAAGACAAUAGUGCACGAAAGUGAAAGACUAGAGGCCUUAAAACAUGCUUUGCACUGUACCAUCUUAGCAUCGGCAGGACAACAACGUUCUCGAAUGCUAGCUACUCUUUUUAAGGAUGAAAGGUGCCAGCAGCUUGCUGCUUAUGGAAUCCUAGAGAAAAUGUACCUGGAUAGGAUCAUCAGAGGAAAUCAACUUCAAGAAUUUGCUGCUAUGCUGAUGCCUCACCAAAAAGCAACUACAGCUGAUGGUUCUAGCAUCUUGGACAGAGCUGUUAUUGAACACAAUUUGUUGUCUGCAAGCAAAUUAUAUAAUAAUAUUACCUUUGAAGAACUUGGAGCUCUUUUAGAGAUUCCUGCAGCUAAGGCAGAAAAGAUAGCAUCACAAAUGAUAACAGAAGGACGUAUGAAUGGAUUUAUUGAUCAGAUUGAUGGAAUAGUUCAUUUUGAAACACGAGAAGCCCUGCCAACAUGGGAUAAACAGAUCCAAUCACUUUGUUUCCAAGUGAAUAACCUUUUGGAGAAAAUUAGUCAGACAGCACCAGAAUGGACAGCACAAGCCAUGGAAGCCCAGAUGGCUCAGUGACUCCUUGCAGAACUUCUGUGCACACUACAUCUUUUCCAUGUUGUACAGAUUAAUUUCACUGUCUCCAUAGCAUUUGCAUCAUGACCUUAUAUAUUUCCAUCCCUUUUAUGCUGGAUUCCAUUUAAAGAAGACGUUGUUAGAGCAGGAAGUACAAGCAUUGAAAAAUAUGUAGUUCCCAUAUAUUCAGGGUCUCUGUGUAUCAAGCUAACUCAGAAGUUUUGAGAGCUUUUUUGUUAAACAGAGUAAGUGAAAUAUCUGUGGCUAAAAAGUUUGGGAUUUGUGAUAACUUUGUAGUCAUGUAAAACUUAAGUGCUUUGUGCCUCUCCAAAUGUGGUUAUUCUAAUAAAUGGAGAAGUGAGCCAAAUAAAAGCAGUACUUUGUUUUUAAUUA
Messenger RNA from Molossus molossus (Pallas's mastiff bat), 2192 nucleotides. RefSeq names its product COP9 signalosome subunit 4 (gene COPS4). Bases 582 to 1802 code for a protein of 406 amino acids. NCBI's taxonomy places the organism in Eukaryota, Metazoa, Chordata, Mammalia, Chiroptera, Molossidae. The record is from RefSeq and is a predicted model, not a curated record. Gene Ontology annotation, cellular component: COP9 signalosome; cytosol. The transcript is spliced from 10 exons.